This is a messenger RNA of Trypanosoma rangeli, 4066 nucleotides long. RefSeq lists its product as uncharacterized. The transcript has a single exon. The annotation marks the transcript as partial. Lineage: Eukaryota; Euglenozoa; Kinetoplastea; Trypanosomatida; Trypanosomatidae. The record is from RefSeq and is a predicted model, not a curated record.
AUGGUGGUGUCUCUCCCGGACAUUAACGGCAAGAGCCACACGCAGCCCGCCCCCGCUGAGGACGAGCGCCGCCAGCGGGAUCAGUGGCGUACGGUGCACCGCGUCUGCGGCAGCGCCGUUAGCCACGACGGGUAUCUCAGGAUGCUGCAGGGGGUGCGACAAAAUUUUUUACAGCGUGCGAAGUAUAACCCGAAGGAGCAACUUCCACUCAUUAUGCACCCGAAGCAGCUAUCGGAGGGAAGUGUGGUCGAUGACGCUGGCGCUUCGCGCUUUUCGCAGGGGCUUCGCUUCAAAACGGAAGGUAGUCACAUCAAAACUCGCGCCACUUCUCUGGUGGAACCUCAACAGCCGUUAUGCGUACUGGAGGAGGAGGAGCGACGUCACUUGAUGGACACGGAGCUGUGGGAGCGGCAGGUGCUAAACCAGAUGAUGGUUGUGAGCUACGUCACGUUUGUCUUGCGAGAGGAGUUGGAUGAGUUGCACUUUUGCGAAUGUGAGAAGCGAGCCAACAUCCUCUACGACGAGGAGAAGAAACGUUACUGGCUGCAGAAUGAGUCGGGUGCAAGCAAAGAACUCGUGCGUUUUAAGUCUGCCCUGCGUGCAAAGGAAGAAAAGAAGCGGCGGCUGGAAGAGGCGGAUGUGUUGUACCCUAUGAAUUCGUCCGCGCUCCCCCGUUACGUUUGUCGCCCACCGCAGGAGCCGGACGCACGCAAUAUUCUCCAGCGGUAUGUCAGACUGAAGCAUGGCGCGACCAGCACCACCUCGGCUGCCGCUCACUCCUCGGACCGGCAAAACCCUCCACGGUCCGAGGAGGAAGAACGACAGAGGGAGCUGUCCCCUCUGCUGUUGCAGCCUUUCCAAGCGACUCGUUCUAUGCUGCGCAACACCGUGCGGAAUACCCUUGGCAUUGCUGCCUACGUUGCACUCCUGGAGAAGGAUUUGCAGGCCCGCGGUAUAAUUGAAGAUUGCGAACAAAAGGAGUUUCAGAGCAUCCUGUCCCUGUUUGAGGAGCAUAGGUUCCUCAUUCAAAUGUGGCGGAACAAGCACAUGCACCUUAAGCGUCUGCUCUAUUGGCAGGGCCAACGCGAGGAGCGGCGCCAGCAGGUGCAGUUGGCGUUAGAACAGCUUGCCAUGACUGCCAAGCCACGAAUCGCCUCUGAGUGUGCCGAGUUGGUGGUACAGGAGGAGGAGGGAUAUGAGCGCAUCUGCCUCGAGGAAUCCACCUGCCGCGAUAUGUGGCGGAAGUUGUACGAUAAGGCCUCCAUUGAGGCAAAACUUGGCGCCAUCCUUAACGAACAAGAGAGAAGUCGCGCCUCUCUUGAGGAGGAUGAAAUCAUUGCCCGUCAAUUGUGGAUGCAGCAACUGGAGCUGGCACUCCGUGUGUCAUUGACGCUGGAGUACGAGACGGUGAUGAGCACGGUUAUGCCCUCGCAGAUUGCCGUGCUGCAGUUCCUGCAGAAGCAGCAGACUGAACACGCGGAACAAAUUGUCACAAUUCAACACGCCCUCCAACGCUGGAAGGAGGGGCGGUUGGGCUGGCGCUACACUCACCGCGAGGUUGGACGAAGCAUCCAGGCAACUCGUGAUGCAAGGAAGAUUCAACGGGGCGUAGAGUCGAUGCGUUCAUUCAAGUUGUCUCUGCUGGCGGAUUGCAGGGCCGUGGAGGAGGAACUACGCCUCUUACACGAGGCGGAGCGGGUCGCUGCCUGUGAGAAGGAGGUUAUGCACCGCGCCGUGAUCAACUCCCAGGAGGAGUGGGAGGUGACUGCGCUGUUCCACGAGCGUAGGCAUCGGUUUCUUGAGGAUAUUCUUCUGCCAAAGCAGGCCCAAUACAUCAAGGAGGAGAUGGACCACCGCCGUGAGGUAGACGUCAGGGAGGACUUUGAACGAAGCCGUUUCUGCUGCAUUUUUUACAGGGUUUUGAACAUCAUGAAGCAAAAGCGGCUGUUGAGGGAGCACGAAGAGUCGGAGCGGGUGCUCACCACCAUCGAGGAGGCGGCCGCAUUUUGCCGGAUACUCGACGAGGAGCUUGAUAAUCGUGAAGACCUGCGCAUCGCCACCAUGGAGCGGGAGAGGCAGCAGGAGGAGGAACUCCGUGCACUGGGAGCCUCUCUCCUUGAAAUAAGGCGGCAACACCAGCAAGCCCACGUGGAGAAGAUUGCUCAGCUCUGGAUUCGAUGUAAGGCAGGGGCUCUUGAACUUGGGGCUGUAGAUCCAUCGCCGCGGAACGAACUUUUGAAAAAAUUUCUUGCGGGUCGACUUCAUCUACUAGAGGAGGCAGCACUGCAGUUGCACGAAGCGUGCACCGCCACCCUGCAGCGUGAGCACAACAACUUGAUCCAUACCAUUCACGUGAGUCUUCUUGUCGGGAGUGAGGUGGUGGCUCGUUGUCGGCUUGUGCAGACACAGCAGGACGCAGUGGCAGAGAUUGUCAAUGACAUGCACGACAAAACAGAUGCGAAACUGCGACAGCUUCAGACGGAAACGAAAUCUGCCAACGUGAUUAAACACUUUUUUCGCCGUUAUAGGAAUGGUGAGGUCGGACGAACAGGCAUGCGAAGCUUUCUGCGCGAUGCUUUUGCUGAGAAACGUGAGAAGCUGCAACUGAAGCAGGCAUAUCAAUCGCAGCGAGAGGAUAUUCAGCGUUGCAGAGAUGAACUUGAAAAAGAGGUACAAAUAGCCCGUCUAGAGAAGCAAAAAACUAUUGAACUCAAAAUACACAUAUUGGAGAACAAAACUGAGCGGCGGGAACGCGCCAAUGUGGAGAAUAUGGAACAAAUGGUGUUUAACAUGAUUUUGCGUAACCACCACAUGGGCAACUUCGCUGCGAAGGCGGAUCCCGUGGCGGUACUCUGGCAGUUAGAGUUGUACGGGCGUCUUUCUAUCACGCGCGAAUGGCAGAUGGGCUUUCAGAGAGUCUUAGAACCCCAAAAAUCCAACUUUUUCUUUGAUAUCAACGCUUGCAAGAUACAACGCUUCUGGCGACGCUAUUGGGUGUGUAAGCAGCGUAAGCUUUUUACGAUAGCGUGCAUGGAGCAGCUGCAACGGGACGAGGCACGGGAUCGCGCACAGCUGGAGGUGCUCGAGAUGGAUGGGCGGGUGUGUGAUUUGCUGAAGCCAAUGGAGGGGUGUGCGCUGCUGCGGGGUUACCUAUUAAACGAUGUUCCCUUCUUUUUGGCCCGAUUGUGCUUUGACAUCGCCCUGGAAGUGGGCAUCUAUGAGGACGAAUGGCGGAACCGCAUGCUGCUGCUAUGGAGGAUGAGGCACAGCUUUUUUGAGAACGCCGUGGCCAAAAAAGAGACCUCCGAGAGGGUCAAGAUGCAGCGGUCCUACUUCUUUGCCGGGGUGGAACAGGUGCAGCUAUCAACAGAUGAAAAAACUCUCCGGCAUGCACUGUGGAAUGAGCGCAUCUUUUUUCUUCUUCGCAUGCUGGUGAAGGCAGAGUUUCAGCGGCGUACGCUAAUUGAGAUGGACUUCCAAAACCACAUGAUCGACGUCACAGAACGCAGAGCACAAUGCCACCUCCAGAAACCGUACACCAACACCUUAACAGAAAGCAUUUCGGCGAGCUUCGCAACCCAGCUAGCAGACACAACUGAUAAUAAAGAGACCAGGACACGACAAACAAACAUACAACUAAAACCUAUGCCUGAAACCCUACUAGAGAUUCAUCAGCAUAAAACAUGUGAAGAACACUAUGAAGACACAAGUGGAUCUAACCACGUCACCACGCUCACAAAUGCACUACCUGUCACGGAGGACGCCGCGCCGAUUGUAGAGCAGCAUGCAGAGCAGUGGCAGGAACUGGGCCCCAAGAGCGCAGCAGCGAUCGUGCCGGGUGGGGUUGAACCAGUUCCAAAGACCGCCACGGAGGACGCCGCGCCGAUUGUAGAGCAGCAUGCAGAGCAGUGGCAGGAACUGGACUCCAAGAGCGCAGCAGCGAUCGUGCCGGGUGGGGUUGAACCAGUUCCAAAGACCGCCACGGAGGACGCCGCGCCGAUUCGUAGAGCAGCAGGUGCAGAGCAGUGGCAGGACUGGACUCCAAGAGCGCAGCAGCGAUCGUGCC